Molecule: messenger RNA, 2442 nt
Organism: Microthlaspi erraticum
Lineage: Eukaryota; Viridiplantae; Streptophyta; Magnoliopsida; Brassicales; Brassicaceae
Source: the annotation of a GenBank genome assembly
AUGGGAAACUGUGUAUCACUGUCAUUAGAUCAAGUCUUGCUUCAAGCCUGCAGCUGCUUUUUUGGUGAUGGAAAUUACAUUCACAGGAUGGAGGCGAAUCUUGAGGCUCUGAAGAACACCAAGGAAGAACUGGAGCAAAGACGAGCUGAUCUAUUAAGAAGAGUUGUGAUAGAAGAAGACAACGGUUUGCAACGGCUUGCUCAAGUCCAAGGAAGGUGUUCAAGGGUAGAAGGUGUUGUAUCCCAAGUCGAUGACCUGCUUGGGGCUAGAUCAACUGAAACUAGAACAUUGUGUCUGUUCGGAUAUUGUUCUGAGAAUUGCAUAUCAAGCUACGAUUAUGGUGAGAGAGUAUUCCGGAAGUUGAAAGAAGUUGAGGCACUCCUAUUUAGAGGGGUUUUUGAAGUGGUAGCUGAAAAUAGUCCUGCAUCAAAGGUGGAGAAGAAACAUAUCAAAAGCACAGUUGGUUUGGAAUCGAUGGUUGAUAAGGCAUGGAACUGCCUCAUGGAAGAUGGACCAAGAACUUUGGGUCUUUAUGGUAUGGGGGGAGUUGGCAAAACCACCCUCUUAGCUCGUAUCAACAACAAAUUCCUCGAAGUGCUGAAUGAGUUUGAUGUUGUGUUGUGGGCUGUGGUCUCUAAAGAUUUGCAAACUGAGAGCAUACAGAAACAGAUUUUGAAAAGACUAGGUCUUGCCAAGAAGUGGGAACACGAAACAGAAGAGGAGAAAGCCUCUGCCAUAUACAAAAACCUUGAAAGAAAGAAAUUCGUGCUGUUAUUGGAUGACCUGUCGAGCAAGGUAGAUCUGAACAAGGUAGGAGUUCCACCUGUAACUCUCCAAAAUGGGUCCAAAAUAGUGUUCACCACUCGUUCAAUGGGAAUUUGCAAAGACAUGGAAGCUGACGAUGAGAUGAAAGUUAAUUGUCUGUCACCUGGUGAAGCAUGGGAAUUGUUUCGAAAGACAGUUGGAGAAGUCCCUUUAAAGAGCCAUGAUAUUGCCACACUUGCAAGAAAAGUUGCAGACAAGUGUUGUGGUUUGCCACUUGCACUUUAUGUCAUUGGCAAAGCCAUGGCAUGUAAAGGAACUAUACAAGAAUGGCGUCAUGCGAUCAGUGUUCUGGAUAAGUCUAGCCACGAGUUUCCAGGUAUGGAAAAACAGAUUCUUCCCAUUUUGAAGUUCAGUUAUGACAGUCUAAAGGAUGAAAAGGCCAAAGCGUGCUUCCGAUAUUGUUCUCUGUUUCCGGAAGACUAUGAAAUGAAGAAUGAGGAGUUGAUGGAAUAUUGGAUAUGCGAAGGGUUUUUAGAUGUGGAUGGAGAUGAAGAUGGACCUAACAACCAAGGCCAUGAUAUAAUUGGUUCGUUACUUGUUGCACAUUUGUUGAUGGAUUGUGAAUUCACCACAGCGGAAGUGAAAUUGCAUGAUGUGAUACGCGAGAUGGCUCUUUGGAUAGUGUCUAUCUUUGGGAAAGAUAAAGAAACACAUUGUGUGAAACCCGGUGCGAGGUUACGCCAGAUACCAGAGGACAUCAAAUGGGAAGUUGUGAAAAGGAUCUCUUUGAUGAACAAUCAGAUUGCAGAGAUAUCUUGCAGUCCAAAAUGCCCCAACCUCUCGACCCUCUUACUUCGGAAUAACCAGCUGGUGAGUAUUUCAGGUGCAUUCUUUCAGUUUAUGCCAGCACUUGUGGUCUUGGAUCUUUCAGGGAACAAAGACCUUGUUGGAUUGCCGGAAGAAAUUUCCAACUUGGGUUCCUUGAAAUAUCUUAACUUGUCAGACACAAGUAUAAAAUCGUUACCAGUUGGUUUGAAGGAGUUGAGGAAACUAAUCGACUUGAAUUUGGAAUGUGCUCAUCAACUUGAGAGCAUUGCUGGGAUAGUUAGAAAGUUUACCAAAUCUGCAGCAACCAUAGAAGAUGCCAAGAUUUUGGAACAGAUACAAGGAAAAGAACGAUUGGCGAGUAGUAUUCGAGCUUUAAGUCUCAGGGAUCUGUCUGCAGAGGUUAUAAAACUAAACGCUGUGGCUCUGAAAAGUCUUGAACGGUUUGUGAUUUUCACCUCCAACAUAUAUGAGAUAAAGAUAGUUUGGGAAAGCAACGAAACUGGGGAGGUUCCAGGCUUCAAGCAGCUCUUCUCUGUUGAUAUAGAAGAUUUGGAAGGGCCAAAGGAUCUGACGUGGCUUUUGUUUGCUCAAAAUCUCACGAGUCUAUGUGUAGAUCGGUCACCAAAGAUAGAAGAGAUCAUAAAUAAGGAGAAAGGAAUGAGUAUUACCUUGAUGCAUCCAAAUAUUUGUGCUCCCUUUGAAAAGCUCGAAUCACUUCACUUGAAUGACAUGGCUGGGCUCAAGAGAAUCUGCUGCAAUCCUCCAGCUCUCUCAAGCCUGAGAACAUUGAUUGUGGAAAACUGUCCUGAGCUGCCCAAAGCCGCCACUGUGUUCCCGGGACGGGUUUAG